UAUUUUAAAAAUUGAUUUAACUUAUUAACGAUGAAUUCCGUUUGAUCCCUUCAAGCCAUUAACACCCUUAGCUAAGAGAAAUGGCGGCCGUCACUCGAUUUCAUCUUCUCCAACCAUCUACGCUCCUCAAAUCGUCUUCGAUCCUCUCCAAAUAUCAUCAUGCUACUCCGUUCUUCACUAUCUCCGCAAAUAACAACACCGAUCUCCGCCAAUUCCGCCGCGGACGCGGUUACCGUAAUUUAUCCACCAUUCCGCCGCUUAGGUGUAAUUCCGAGAAUAGUAGUUCAAGUACUGAAUCGAACCACUCGAUAGUCAGCGAUCUUCUGGACUACCUUAAUGAAUCCUGGACUCAUUUUCAUGCCACUGCUGAAGCAAAAAGACAACUAGUUGCUGCUGGAUUUCAUUUGCUGAAUGAGAAUGAAGAUUGGGAACUGAAACCUGGUGGUCGCUAUUUUUUUACGCGAAACAUGUCAUCUUUAGUUGCCUUUGCAAUUGGGGAAAAGUAUUCAAUUGGCAAUGGAUUUCAUGUCAUUGCUGCUCAUACAGAUAGCCCAUGUCUAAAACUGAAGCCAAAGUCUGCUUCAUCUAAAUCUGGCUAUCUUAUGGUCAAUGUACAGACUUAUGGUGGUGGUUUAUGGCACACUUGGUUUGAUAGAGACCUAAGCCUGGCUGGAAGGGUUAUUGUUAGAGCUGAGGAUGGUUCCUUUUCGCAUAAGCUAGUUAAGAUAAAGAGGCCUUUGCUGCGAGUGCCUACACUUGCUAUCCAUCUUGACAGGACAGUAAAUACAGAUGGUUUCAAACCAAACCUUGAGACUCAGCUCAACCUUCUUUUGGCAACAGAAGCUGAUAAAAUAUCCAAUGAAAAAAGUGAUGCAUCUUCAAAAGCUGCUCACCACCAACUGCUUAUGCAGAUCUUGUCAGAUGAGCUAGGCUGUCAGGUUGAGGAUAUUGCUAACAUAGAACUAAAUGUCUGCGACACUCAACCCAGCUGUCUUGGAGGUGCUAACGAUGAGUUUAUAUUUUCUGGAAGAUUGGAUAAUCUGGCUUCAAGUUUUUGUGCAUUGAGAGCUCUCAUUGAUGCAUGUGCCUCACCUGAUGAUUUGCUUAAUGAGCAUGCAAUUCGAAUGGUUGCUUUGUUUGACAAUGAGGAGGUUGGUUCGAAUUCAUGCCAAGGAGCAGGUGCUCCAACAAUGUUUGAGGCCAUGAGAAGAAUAAUUGAUUGUUUAGGUCAGAAGAUUGUUGGUGAAUGUGGAUUUGCACGAGCAAUUCGUCACUCUUUUCUUGUAUCUGCUGACAUGGCUCAUGGAGUCCACCCCAACUUCGUGGAUAAGCAUGAAGAAAACCAUAGGCCAGUGUUGCAGAAGGGGCUUGUAAUAAAGCAUAAUGCUAACCAACGUUAUGCUACAAGUGGAAUUACAUCUUUUCUAUUCAAGGAGAUUGCUGAAACCCACAAUCUCCCCACACAGGAGUUUGUUGUGAGAAACGAUAUGGGUUGUGGUUCCACUAUAGGUCCCAUACUUGCUUCAGGAGUUGGAAUCCGUACCGUUGAUUGUGGCAUAGCUCAGCUAUCCAUGCACAGUGUAAGAGAAAUCUGCGGCAAGGAGGAUGUGGAUAUCGCUUACAAGCACUUCAAAGCAUUUUAUAGAACAUUCUCAAGCAUAGACAGAAAGCUAAAAGUGGAUUUCUAACUGAAGAGCAUGUAGCUCGGAACUCUGUUUUUUAACCAAAGUUUUAUUUAGCAUAUGUUUAUCAUAGCACAUCUAUCCCAUUUCUGUGGAACUACAGAAAUAGGUAUUACAAGAUGUAGAAUGGAAACAACAAUAAACUAGAAAAUUAUUACCGGAACAUUGACAAGGAAUUCUAAUGUCCUGAAACUUGUGUUUGAUAAGGGUGGGGUGUAUUUCACUUGUUGUGAGCAGAUGCUGAAGUAGAGCUGGUGUUGAGAUGCAGAGCACUUGCUUCCAGAAGCUUCUGCUUCAGCUGAGAAAGCAGGGCGUGCUGCUCCUGGUUGAGUUGUUCGGCUCUCUUGCGCAGCUUCUCAUUCUCCGUUGCCAUCAGAUAGUUCUCCCGGCGGAGCUCCUCGUUCUGCUUCUCCAUGUCUCACUCUACAAUUAGUGCAGCAAGAUGAGUAAUGAGGAGGAGGAGGAGGAGGUGAGUUAUGGUUGAUAUGAUAUUGAUGUUGUAUUUAUAGGAUGGAGAAGAGCAGACAAAGCAGAAAUAGUUGUCAUUGUAAAGCCUGAAUUGAGUAUGCUUUAACGGUUGCUUGGCUGUGAUUGUGAAGAGGGGCGUGGGAAAUGAUGGUGUUUGAGAGGGGAGCAUUUCAGUUGAGCAAGAGACAAAAUAUGUCAUCACAAACAUGUGUUCAAUCAUUAACAAAUCCGUGCUCUUCCAUGCUGUCACCAAGGAUGGGCAUAGUAUAAUUUUCAUUUGAAGCUCAUCUUCAAAUGAAUUGGGUCGCAUGUUUCAUCACUUAUAUUUGAAAAACUUCACAUAUAUCCUAUUUAGGUAAGUGUUAUCAUUGCAUAUUCGAAUUCGAAUUCGAAAAAAUAAAUGUUUUGUCAAACGCAUAUGUUAAUAUAUGUAUUUAAAUGAUAA
Messenger RNA from Salvia splendens (bonfire salvia), 2595 nucleotides. RefSeq names its product probable aspartyl aminopeptidase. Lineage: Eukaryota; Viridiplantae; Streptophyta; Magnoliopsida; Lamiales; Lamiaceae. Gene Ontology annotation, biological process: proteolysis. The transcript is spliced from 10 exons. The record is from RefSeq and is a predicted model, not a curated record. Gene Ontology annotation, molecular function: aminopeptidase activity; zinc ion binding. The coding region runs from base 81 to 1688 and encodes 535 amino acids.